UACCUCUCCUUUCUAGCAUAACCUGGAUGGAAGAGGAAGAAGACUCCCAUCGUUUAAGCUCCCAUGGAUUAGAAUAUUCUUGUAGGAUUUGGAAUAUCUACUUUUAAUUGCUGCUUUCCUAAGGAGCCCUAAACAAAACAGUACUAUUUCUUAGGAAAAUGCCUGAAGUAGAUGGUUCUUCUGCCUUUAGCAGAUGGGCUGUUUGGCAUAAGUGGGGCAUCAGAUGUGUUUUUUCAGUUCCCACUUUUUACAUCCUUCCUGUUUUAAUGAAAGUUUAAGCAGUCAGAAUGUGAGUGAGAGGGAGAAAACAACUCUUCAGGCGAAUAGUUGCUACACUUAUCUAAGAGGAAGAUGUGUUUUAAUGUAUGUUUAUGAAUUUCAUCUAAAAACCCAGUUUGGAACGUUUUUCCCUAUUUAAUCCUAUAACAUAAAAAUAAAUCCUGUUGUUGGAUCACAACCUUCAACUACAUGCUUGAGUCCCACAGUAUUCCACUGCUCUUAAAACACUUCCAAGUUACUCCCUUUCUUGAAAUUCUCUUUGUCCACAUCCUGUAGGCCUAUAACAUAGUGUUCAGGGGAAGCUAGAUUUUGUUAUUGUUGUUAUUUUUGCAUCCUAGAAGGAACAUACAUUCAGGUGUUAAGAGCUGAACCUUGAAGAUUCUUGCGGUCAUUUGAAGAGAUUACCACAUGCAGGCUCUCUGCCCUGUCUUUAGUGGAAGCUUCAAUACCUGGUUCUAGCAGGAAAUGACGGUUCCUUUCUACGGCUGCUGUUCAGAGCUAGAAGCAUUGUCAGGGUUUUGAGUUCAGGAUAAACUGAUACACUUGGUUCAGGUAAAGAGAGACGUACCUAGCAUGUGGGCUUAGUUACAAGCUAGAUACUGACCUAGAGAGCUCUGCAGGUCUAUUCAAAGAUCCCGUAGCUCUUUCUGAUAAAAUCAGCUGCAAACAGCCGAGGAGUCAGCAUGUUUACUGCUGCUACCUGUGCUGGAGGAGCAGUAGCUUCCUUCAGAAGUGUAGGGUAAACAGCAGGGCUGGUCAUAUGUAAAAGUGCUGAAGUAUAAGCCAUGUGAGAAUCUACAGAAUUGUCUCAGGCUGAAAAAGAAAUUGAAGCAUGCCAUGUCCUCUCAUCUCUGAUGAUUAUGAAAAAAGUUGGUGACCAGUGCACCAGCAGAUAAGCAGCAGAAAUUGAAGUCUUCUGGCAGUUUAUUACCAGUCACAGCUCUUCAGAACUCCAACUAAUACUUUGAAGAAUAACAGCAAUUCUGGAACCAGAGUUUCAAAAUAAAUGUGCAUGAAAAUCUGAAGCGUUAACUCAGAAUGUCGUCAUCACUGCCAUCAUCAUCGUAUUUACCUGUACGUAAUUGUACUGCGCCUCUACGGGACUUGGAUCUUCUGGGAAAGCUGCUUCUUCGUGCUGCUGAGGGAAAAAUGGAUGUGCCACCUAGAGAAGCAGGAAAGCUCUGCUCACUGAUUCAACCGUAUGAAAAGGAUUAUCAUAGAACUACACAAGCCAUCCAAGAUGGAAAAUAUUUUACUGAUCUAAGCAAAGAAUCUGACAGCAUAGAACAAUUAAACAGUAAAAACAUGGACACAUCGAUGCAGAAGUUAAAUGAAAUCAUGUUCCAAAAUACUAUUCUCAGGAGAAAAACACUUGAAAGGGAGAAACAGGUUAAAGACCUUACAUCCAGGCUUCAGCUCAAAAAAGCCAAUGUACAAAAGGGAGACCAUUUGUCAAGAUCAGCAAAGACAAUACAACUUCACCUGCAACAUCAGAUUCAAAGAAAAGAAGCGGAAAAUGAUGAAUUAAAAGAGAAAAUACAGACUCUACAGAAGAAAAUAACAGCGUGGAAACUUCAUUUUGGUGAAUACAAGCAUCAGAUGUUAGCCUUAAAGGAAACAAGUGAGCAAAAGAAGAGUGCUCUGAAAAAAGCAGUCAGAUGCCAGAAACAAAGAGCUCAGCACUUCGAAGCAGCUGUGGAAAAAUUAACUUCCAAAAUAAAAGAACGUGAAGUCAAACUGUCUGAGAUACUGUCAGCUUCCAGUGUCUGGAAGAAGCAGCAUGAUAGAGUGGUUGAAGGAAAUACAAGGUUAGAAAUUCAAACAGAAGAUCUUAAGAAGCAGAUCACAAGGCUUUUGGAAGACCUGAAAAGAAAGGAGGAAUGGAGAAGAAACUCAGAUGAGGAGAUUCUUGGAAAGCUAAAUGCUGUUGAUUCUGAAAAUGAAAAGAUUUACCUCGAAAAUGAAAAAUUAAAGGCUUCCCUUGCCACAUUGGAAAGCAAUAGUGUUUCUGUUGAAAAUGAGCUGCAAAAUCUUCAAAAAAAGGCAAAAGUGCAGGAAAACCUUGUUGAACAAUAUAAAAAUCAGGUACAAGAAUUACAAACAGCAGUAGAAGAAUUGAAAUCCAGAUAUGCAACAGCCUUAAAUGAAAACAAAAGAAUAAUAGAAGACGAAAGCUUGGAAGUAGAUCAGGUGAGGGACAACGUGGAGCCUGAGUUAAAGGAGUUAGAACAUGGUUUUGAGUUGCUGAAAGCACCUGAGGAAAAACAGCAAUCCUCUCAGAAAAAGCUUCUAUCCUGGGAAAGGAUCCAUGCACAGAAAUGCAAAACCCUUAGGGAGCUGCAGGUUCAGGAGGAAUACAGCGCAACUUCUGCGGGCAGUCACUCCUUAGAAGAAGAAAACUGUAAUAUUGAGAAGAAAUACGAAGAUCUUAAAAGGCAAUUAGAAAAGAUGGAGAUUGAAAAUAAAGAACUUGCUAGUCAGCUCAAAAACGAAGAUGAGAGUCUGCAGUGCAGUCAAUUGCAGCUUGAAGAGAAAAUUGCAGAAUAUAAUGGAUUAACCAGACAACUGGAAUCGGCUUUGGAAGAAGGGAGAAAAAUGGUGGCUGAAGAACUGGAAAAGAUGUCAUGCAGAGAACAAGCCCUUCAGACAAAGAUGCUGUUUCUUGAGGCUGAAGUGAGAGAGGGGCAAGAAAGGAAAAACCAACUCCACUGCAUAUUUCACCACGUGAGUAAAUAACACUGCUUAUGACUU
Molecule: messenger RNA, 3030 nt
Organism: Pezoporus flaviventris
Lineage: Eukaryota; Metazoa; Chordata; Aves; Psittaciformes; Psittacidae
Gene: ODF2L
Product: outer dense fiber of sperm tails 2 like
Exons: 16
Coding region: 1318-3015 (565 amino acids)
Biological process (GO): negative regulation of cilium assembly
Cellular component (GO): centrosome; ciliary basal body
Source: RefSeq, a predicted model, not a curated record